Messenger RNA from Cervus elaphus (red deer), 1322 nucleotides. It is a transcript of the gene TMEM176A, whose product is annotated as transmembrane protein 176A. The transcript is spliced from 7 exons. Bases 348 to 1076 code for a protein of 242 amino acids. Lineage: Eukaryota; Metazoa; Chordata; Mammalia; Artiodactyla; Cervidae. The record is from RefSeq and is a predicted model, not a curated record. Gene Ontology annotation, cellular component: membrane.
CUCAGACAACACACACACUGGGGGAAUCCUUGAUCAGAAAGCCCCCGCCCUGGUGGGGACGGGAGACAGAAUGGCCUCUUCGGGUUUCCCAGGGCUGGGCAGCUCUUCAGUCUCCCAGGCCACCCACCUGGCCCUUGCGCUCUGCUGGAUGCCAGAGCCCAGCUUUCCCAGCAGCUGGAAAACCUUGGAGGGGCCCUGUGCUCCAGCCGUGCGCUGGGAAGUUGCCUCAUCCUUCCCUGCUGGCACUCCACCAAGUACCUCCUGCUUCUGCCUGCUCGGGUCUCCGCAGCCCUGCCCACCACUCUCCACUGCCGGUCCCUGAGGAGUGCAGGCAGGUGUCCAGAGGCAUGGAGACGGUGGACCGCGGGGAGGAGGCCCCCAGGGCUCCCCAGCCUGCCUACAUCCAGGUGCACUUCCACCACGAGUCAGGUCUGGCCAAGCUCCUGCUAGGUGGGUGCUCCCUGCUGCAGCCCCUCCUCCUGCCCAGGCCCCGUGCCACCUCCAGGGCCCUGGGCCGCCACCGGCUGCUGCUGACCUCCUGGGUGGUGCAGAUCGUGCUGGGGGUGCUGAGUGGGAUCCUGGGGGGAUUCCUCUAUAUCCUCUCCUCCACCACCCUGCGGAAUUCAGGAGCUCCCAUCUGGACGGGGGCUGUGGCUGUGCUGGCUGGAGCUGUCGCCUUCAUUUAUGAGAAACGAGGUGGCAUCUACUGGGCCCUGCUGAGGACCCUGCUCGCCCUGGCAGCCUUCUCCACGGCCACUGCCGCCAUCAUCAUCGGGGCUGGAAGAUUCUAUGAGUACCACUUUAUUUUCUAUAAGGGCAUCUGUAAUGUCUCCUCCUCCUGGAGGCCCACCGGGGCCCCCAGCCCCUCGGGUCCAGAACUCGGGAGGCUGCAGCAGUGCACCGCCUACAUGAACAUGCUGAAGGCCCUGUUCAUAAGCAUCAAUGCCAUGCUGAUAGGGGUCUGGGUUCUACUGCUUCUGGUGUCUCUGCUGCCCCUGUGUCUGUGCUGCUGGAGAAGAUACAGACGUAAGGAGAAAAGAGACCUUCCCUUGGAAGAAACUGCCAGGAGUGAGUGAGAUCCAGCCCUGCCUCUCCAGAGGACUCGUGCCUGGAGCUUCCGCCUGGACUGGGUAUCCAAGCAUCCUGGGAGAAGAGCCAGGCCAGGAAGAGAGGCCCUGUCUGCCCCGGUGAUCCUCCCGCUCAGCCGCCACCUGCUCCACUGUCUCAGCUGUUCUUGCCAUUUCCGGCUCGCCUUCACCACCUGCCUGCCUCAUGCCCCUCUUAAGCACUGAUGAUAAUAAACUCCUGUGCUGUUGCUCCCA